AUGAGCCAACCACCGUUAAUUUAUAGUUUUGUGGCUAAAGGGAGUGUUGUGCUUGCUGAAUACACUCCCUUUUCGGGGAAUUUCAGCACUAUUGCUGUCCAAUGUUUACAGAAUUUGCCUCAAAAUAAUAAGAAAUUCACCUUCUCAUCUGAUUGCCACACAUUCAACUUCCUGGUUGACAAAGAAUUUGUGUUCCUCGUGGUAGCUGAUGAAGCAGCUGGAAGAAGUGUUCCAUUUGUGUUUCUAGAACGUGUCAAGGAUGAUUUCAUGCACCGCUAUGGACAAAGUAUCAGUGGUAACAACUCCCAUCCACUCAUUGAUGAGGAAGAUGCUGAUAUGUUUGGGGACAGAUUUAGCACUGCUUACAGUCUUGAUAGGGAAUUUGGUCCAAGGCUGAAGGAGCAUAUGGAGUAUUGUAUAAAUCAUCUAGAGGAAAUGAGCAAACUUUCAAAGCUAAAAGCUCAUAUAACUGAGGUUAAAGGAAUAAUGAUGGACAAUAUAGAAAAGGAUUUGAUGACAAUGUGA
Messenger RNA from Zingiber officinale, 525 nucleotides. Its product is annotated as vesicle-associated membrane protein 727-like. The record is from RefSeq and is a predicted model, not a curated record. NCBI's taxonomy places the organism in Eukaryota, Viridiplantae, Streptophyta, Magnoliopsida, Zingiberales, Zingiberaceae. The transcript has 4 exons. The coding region runs from base 1 to 525 and encodes 174 amino acids.